AUGAAAAUUUUUAUAGUCACUACUUUAAUAUUAAUUUGUUAUCUGUUACUUGAUCAAGUUUAUGAUCAAUAUUUAUGGGAUUUGAAUACAAUAAUUACUAAAUAUCUUUAAACAUAUUAAGACCCUUUUUAUGAGAUUAUGUUUAAUUGUUUUUCAGAUUGGAUAAACCUUUUACCUCAAAUAGCUUUUUUAAUAUUCAUAUUUACAGAAAAUAAAUUAGCCUACAUUAUUUAUGUGUGUUUAAUUUAAUCAAUAACUUCAAUAAAUUCAGUUUUAAAGAAUUUAUAUCAUUAACCUAGACCUUAUUGGAUAGAAUCUGAAAUUUAAGCUUUAUCUUGCAAUAAAGAUUUUGGUAAACCUUCAGGACAUACUAUGGCAUCAUUGACAACAUUUGCUUUAUUUCCUUUAAUAGUCCUGCCCUAAAACUUUAAAAAAAAGCAUAGGCCAAUUUAAAUAAUAGUAAUUGGUAUUAUGUCCAUUUGGACUGUUAUGGCUGCCCUAUCUCGCAUCUAUUUAGGAAUGCAUAGUAUAGGUUAAAUUCUAUUAGGUUGGGUAUAUACUGGCUAUUUUAUUAUCAUAUAUAUAUCUUAUCUUCAUAAACCAAUCUUAAAUUACUUAAAAAAAAGAUUAUCAUCUGUAGAAAAAGGUAUUAGUUGGAAAUUUGUGGCAAUAACUGGUUUAACCACUUUUAUUUAUUUAAUAAUAUCAAUUCUAUUGUACUAUUGGAAUAAAAAUUAUGUUUAUUAUGAUUAAACAGAACUUAAUUUAUGGUUAUCAAUAAUCUAAUAAAAAUGCUCUAAUUAAACUCAUCUCCUUGAAUUGUCAGACUCUAAAGUUUUCUAUAAUUUCUGUCUCUAUAAAAGCUUUGAGAUUACUUUAAUCUUUUUCAUUAUUUUAGGAAUAAAAAUAAGUAAUGGAAAAUAUGAUGAAGAAUAUUUUAUUCAUAAUUAUUCACUAUUAAAUUAGAAAUAAAAAUUAAUGCGCAUUUUAAUUGUUCUUAUUCUUUUAUUUCCUUUAAAAAUUUUAGAGAUGAAUGAAAAUGACAAUGUUUGGUUAAUAAUAAUUAUUUAAGUAAUUAAUAUUUUUAUAAAAGACUAUACCUUGGAAUGCCUUCUGUGGAUUAAGUCUUACUUUUGGAUAUUCUAAAUUAUUAAAAUAUUAUAAAUUAAAUAUUGAAGGAGAUUUUCUAUAUAUAAAAUAGGUAAGAAAUCAUUUAUUAAAAAUAAGGAUCCUCAAACCAUUUAUGGAAAAUAUAAAGAGAUUAAAAUAUGUGUUUGA
Molecule: messenger RNA, 1278 nt
Organism: Paramecium sonneborni
Lineage: Eukaryota; Ciliophora; Oligohymenophorea; Peniculida; Parameciidae
Source: the annotation of a GenBank genome assembly